GUUAGCUUCGUCUACAAAACAACAAUUGAACCAUAACAGCACGUGCAUUCUAUGCGACGGUCGUGAAUAAACGGCGCAUUGUCACUGAAUUUGUUUGCUUGGUGAUCCUGCCUUAACUUGUAAACUAAAAAUGUCUUCUUCGGAGAGUUGCGAUGAUUCCGACUAUGAUUCCGACACCGCUUUGCAAGAUGCCCUUGCCUCGGGAAGACUGGCUCCUGGGUUAUACGCUAUGACUCCUUUGGCAGCUACACAAUCACAGAUUAAUGAUUCCGAAGCCCUAGAGGCUAAACAUCGUCAAAUCUAUCUCGAUAUUGACUGGUUUGAACGACUAGAUUGCACGACUGGAUUGGCACCCCUCACUCAAGACUUGAAGGAGCAUGAGGAGGAACUCAGACUGGAUGUAGAAAAGAAAGGACUUCAAGAAGAUGAUGACAAUGUGCAUCAGGAUUUCAAACGAGAACUUAUGUUCUACCGGCAAGCACAAGCAACCGUGCUUGACGCGUUGGAUCGACUAAAAAAACUUGGUGUACCCACAAAACGUCCUGAGGACUACUUUGCACAGAUGGCCAAAAGCGACGCUCAUAUGACCAAAGUGAAGCAGAAGUUUCUGGUAAAGAAGAAGCAGAUUGAGAGAUCACAAAAGGUUAAACAGAUUCGUGAAAUGAAGAAACUCGGCAAAAAAGUGCAGACCGAAGUGAUGCUUCAGCGAGCCAAAGAAAAACGCGAACUCAUGGAGAAAAUUAAACGAUAUAAAAAAGGCAAGGGUACACUUGAAUUUCUUGAUGAACAUCCUGAGCUUAAAAAAGGCCUCAGUCGGUCUCAGUUCAAGCGAAUUGGAAAGGACCAGAAGUACGGAUUUGGAGGCCAGAAGAAGCGAAGUAAAAGAAAUACAAAGGAAAGCUUUGAAGAUAUUGGUGGAAAGAAAGCUUACGCUAAGGUUCCUAAGGCUCACCAUAAAAAGUUGAAAGCGAAGCAGCGGAGGAUGAAGACCGCUUAAUAUAACUAAACUGUAUAUAUGUAACAACCCUGGCGAUGAUGUCUCAACAGACUUCUUAAUUGGCUCUUUGUUUACGAUAAUAAAGUAUAGAAAUCUAAUAACAAUUUAAAUUCGUCCUGUUGCCCGUGUCGACCUUGAAACGUCGUGUGUGUAAUACAUGCAAUGAAAAUAAAAGAUGU
Molecule: messenger RNA, 1176 nt
Organism: Varroa destructor (honeybee mite)
Lineage: Eukaryota; Metazoa; Arthropoda; Arachnida; Mesostigmata; Varroidae
Product: putative rRNA-processing protein EBP2
Biological process (GO): ribosomal large subunit biogenesis; rRNA processing
Cellular component (GO): nuclear periphery; nucleolus; preribosome, large subunit precursor
Source: RefSeq, a predicted model, not a curated record